Drosophila yakuba is the source of this 554-nucleotide messenger RNA. RefSeq lists its product as uncharacterized. Bases 267 to 491 code for a protein of 74 amino acids. NCBI's taxonomy places the organism in Eukaryota, Metazoa, Arthropoda, Insecta, Diptera, Drosophilidae. The transcript has 3 exons. The record is from RefSeq and is a predicted model, not a curated record.
UGUAAGCGGUUUGCCGUUGUCAAUUUCGAUUUCCCACAUGGAAAAUUUCAGUUAAAUAUGUAACUCUUAGCAUAAUAUAAAAAACAAAAGACAAGAACAUGUGCUGGCGCAAUGCCGACAAAAAUAGUUAACAUACCUAACAAGAAGCAUUUCUUGAGAAACAUGGAUGCUAUUUUUCCACCGAGGAACCAGAUGAUUAUCGCGGCCAUAGCGAGUAAUGAUCCUCUUGUGAAAGCGAUAAGAAGCUGCUGUGGGUAUAAAAAGCGAUGCGUUCUGCAGAGAAUUCAUACUUAAAAUCAAUACCUUGCAAGAUGAAGUUGUUGGCUGUUCUUUUCGCCGUUUUGGCCGUCGUCCUGAUGACUGCCGUUCCAGUUUUCGGCAACUUGCCGCAGUGCCAACCAAGUACCACCGCCGACGCCGCUCAAGGCGGUAGCUAUCCGAUCACAGUGCUGGGGUACCAGGGAAGACAAAAUCCCAGAAAUAGGGGUUAAUAAAUCAUAAAUAGAAAAGAAUCCACCUCAUGUGAAAGUAAACAGCGAAUUCUAAAAUCGUAA